Messenger RNA from Carya illinoinensis, 1423 nucleotides. RefSeq names its product SHUGOSHIN 1-like. Gene Ontology annotation, biological process: maintenance of meiotic sister chromatid cohesion; meiotic sister chromatid segregation. The coding region runs from base 132 to 1226 and encodes 364 amino acids. Gene Ontology annotation, cellular component: chromosome, centromeric region; nucleus. The transcript is spliced from 11 exons. Lineage: Eukaryota; Viridiplantae; Streptophyta; Magnoliopsida; Fagales; Juglandaceae. The record is from RefSeq and is a predicted model, not a curated record.
UAGGUUUAAACAGCCUCGGACUUGCUUCGGGAAGCCGUUGGACUCUCCAAACAUUUGGUUCCUUCGCGCUCAGACAAUGCCAGUUUAGAGAGAGAGAGAGAGAGAGUUAGGGCGUUCGAUUGGACUCCACCAUGGACGUUGCCAUUGUACUUGAUUCAGACAUUUGCGUGGUUGGAAAUGAUAGGAUAAAAGGAGCAAAGGGACCCAAAAUUGGAAGUGCUCCAAGGAAAAGGCUUGCUGACAUAAGCAACUCGCAGCAGCAGCCUAAACCGGUAAACCAAGAUGUGAAUCAGCUGCCCAUUUCGCUUACGACUAAAGAGUUUAUUGAAAAGCUUCAGAAGGAAAACAUGAUACUGAUGAGGCUUGUUGCAGAAAGAAACAAAAUUAUUGAACUGAGCAGAAUCGAGUUACAGAAACUGAGAAUCAGUUUGCAGAAAGUGCAGCAGCAGAAUUUGCAACUUGCCCAAGCAAACAGUCAGAUGUUGGCGGAGCUUAAUUCAGGUAAAGAUAGGCUAAAAGCACUUCAGCAUGAGCUUGGAUGCAAAAAUGGCUUGCUCAAAGCACAAAGACUGGACUCGGAGAUCAAAGCGAAAAGAGUAAUGCAUCAAAAUUUGAGAAAUGAGGUAGGUAAAACUAAACACGAUGAGGGAGGGGAAUCUGCUCAAACAGCUAGGGGGGACUCUAAUACUUGUCAUAACAACAGAAGAAGACGGCAAUCCAAAAAUCAAUCUUUGGGUCCCACCACCGGAAAUCAAAUCAAUACUAAAGAGACUGUUGAAAAUAAGAGCCAUUGUUUGAGAAGGCAAUCUGCAAGGUUCAAAUCUGAAGAACCAGAGCCAAGUGAAGAUUUUUUUGUGACGGAUAGGGCUUCGGGUCCUACCACACUUAAACCAGUCCUUGUUAAACAGGAUAUAGGAAAUAAGAGGCAUUGUUUGAGAAGGCAAUCUGCAAGGUUUAAAUCCGAGGAACCAGAACAAAAUGAAGAUUUGUUUGAGAUAGAUGAUGCUAAAUUCCCUGCAUCUCCUCCAGUUGAUGAUGUGCAUGACAGCAGUCAAAUGCCAUCAGGAUUGCCAGUCAAAAAAGAAGACGCAGGAAAUACCGCCAUUAGAGUUGAAGCUCAAGAAACUCGAAGAUCAUCUGUUGGAAGGCCAUUGCGCCGAGCAGUUGAGAAGGUUCAGUCCUACAAGGAAAUUCCUCUCAGGAUGAAGAUGCGCCGACAGGAGUGAGUCAAUUCUUCCCAAACUCCUCCAUUUGUUGAGUGCUUCCUACCAAUUUUUGUGCCUCCUGAUGUUCUUUGUUCUUGCACCUUCUGUCAAACAACUUUCCCCCCCUGUAAACAUGUUCGUAACUUGCUGUAUUCUUUAUCUUUUAUAAUCAUCUGCAGAUGAUAACUAAGAAUGCAAAAAUUAUCUCGAUUUGGUAA